Messenger RNA from Oncorhynchus masou masou (cherry salmon), 3327 nucleotides. RefSeq names its product E4F transcription factor 1 (gene e4f1). Gene Ontology annotation, molecular function: DNA-binding transcription factor activity, RNA polymerase II-specific. Gene Ontology annotation, biological process: regulation of transcription by RNA polymerase II. Lineage: Eukaryota; Metazoa; Chordata; Actinopteri; Salmoniformes; Salmonidae. The transcript has 15 exons. Gene Ontology annotation, cellular component: nucleus. The coding region runs from base 40 to 2370 and encodes 776 amino acids. The record is from RefSeq and is a predicted model, not a curated record.
UCUAGUAGCGUUGCGACAGAGACGGAGAACUCAAACGACAUGAACGUAGAAAAUAAUAAUACGGCAGAAACUGUGAGCGAGCAAACGGAUCACGGCAACAACAUCGUCACAAUUCAAACAACUCUCGGAGAUGAAGAUGAAGAUGUCCACAAGUGCGGACGCUGCCAGUCCGAGUUUUGUACGCUGGAGGCAUUCAUCCAGCACAAGCUUCAGCAGAACUGCACGCGGGCACAGAAACCCCAGGUGCCCGUCAAUAAACCCCGAGAUGACAACCAAGAGGUUUUUGCCCCAGAUGGAACCUCUGCUACCUUGACAAGAAUGGAUGGAAGUGGACUGUCUUCAGAUGAACCAGACAAGUCCAACAACAACGGUGAGGUAGAAGUAGAAGGCCACUCCUCUCGAAGUCGCAGGAAGAGGGGUGGCACAGGGAAGGCUACUGUCCAAACAGAGGGGACCGAGGCCCACAGCCCUGACGGUGCAGACAAGCCAGUCUACAGGGUCAACAAAGAUGGACGCUACAUUUGCCAAAUAUGUGAGAAGACAUUCAAAACGACAAACAUCCUGAGAACCCAUAUGAUAACCCACAGCGAGAAUAAGAAUUUCCCCUGCGAGCUCUGUGGGAGUGCCUUCCGCACCAAAGGCUCCCUGAUUCGUCACAACCGCCGUCACACAGACGAGCGCCCGUACCACUGUAACCUGUGUGGGCUCUCCUUCAGGGAGUCAGGGGCUCUGACAAGACAUCUCAAGUCCAUCACCCCAUGCACUGAGAAGAUCCAGUACAAGGAGAUCAUUGUCAGCAAGGACGGACAGCAGAAAGGAGUAGAGGCAGAGGCCGCCUCAUUGGCUGCUCAGCAGGAAGUGGAGCAGCAGGAGGAAGAGGAAGCGCAGGCGGCAGUGGUCAGCGUGGUAGAGACUGACAGCGGAGGACAGGAAGUCAUCCACGAGGUCCACUUCCACAUGGAGGUAGAGGGAGAAGGGCAGGAACAGCAGGUGAUCUUGGACCAGGCUCAGGCAGAUGCCCUGGUGGCCGAGGGGGACAACCUCAUCUGCCAGGCCAUCAUCAACUCUGGCAUCUUCAUCACUGAGGAGGUGGAGGAGGCCGAGGAGCAGGCACUGGACGGGAUGCCUAAAGAGGUCCUGCAGGUCAGGGACAUGGAGGGCAGGAUGACAGAGAUCCAGGUGAUGGAGGAGUGUGUGGAGAUGGAGGCUGAGGAGAUGGUGGACAUAUCUGACAAGCAGGAGGAUCUGCCGCCGUCUAAAAGUCACAAGUGUCCUCACUGCAGUCGCUCCUUUAAGGCGCUCAACUACCUCCGCUUCCAUGUCAAAGGUCACCUCGGCUGCAAGCCCUUCAAGUGUGUGAUGUGUCAGAAAGAGUUCCUGACAGGCUACCUGUUGAAGAAGCACAUGGAGGUCCACCUGAGUGAGAGGCGGUAUAAGUGUGGUGAGUGCGGCAAGCUGUACAAGACCAUCGGACACGUCCGGGAACACAUGAGGGCCCACUCUGAGGAACGGCCGUACAACUGCAACAGCUGUGACAAGGGAUACAAGACCAGGAAUGCCUUGCAGGUGCACCAGCGGACGCAUGCCCAGGAGAAGCCGUACGUGUGCCAGUUCUGCUCGCGGGGCUUCAGGGAGAAGGGCUCUCUAGUGCGCCACAUCCGCCAUCACACCGGAGAGAAGCCCUUCAAGUGCCACAAGUGUGGGCGGGGCUUCGCCGAGCAUGGCACCCUCAACCGCCAUUUACGUGCCAAAGGUGGCUGUUAUGCUGGCAAGAAGGAGGGGUCUGGGGAGGAAGGCAUGCUGGUCUCAGAGGAGCAGGUUUCUGCAGACAGCCUGGCCACAGCAGCCAUCAUGUCAGACGACCCCCAUGCUGUGCUGGUGGAGUUCUCCUCUGUGGUGGCUGACACCCAGGAAUACAUCAUUAGGGCCCCAGGAGUCGAGGAGGAGGAGGAGGAGGGGCAGGGCGAGGAGGUGACUCUCAUCCAAGACAACCAGAAUCAGAUGGGCAACCACAUCAUGAAGGUGGUGCAGCAGAUCGUCAACCAAUCACGUGGUGGCAUCGGCGGCCACCAAAUCAUUGUGCGCAAUGUCUCCAUGGACGAGGGCACAUCCAUCUCCGACUGUGGCGACACCAUUACCAUAGCGACGCCUGAGAACCUGACCGCGCAGGUCGCCAUGACCCUGGCCUCAGCCAUCAGCGACGGAACCCUUCUGGCAGGAGGUGGCGCACUGGAAACGCCCGAUGGCACGGUCACCAUGGUAACAACAUCGGGGGGCGAGGACAUGGUCGAGGUGAUGGAACAGCAGCAGGAGGAGGAGUUUGUUAUUACGUCAUCUGAGGAGGUGGAGAUCCAGACAGUCAUUAUAUGAUUGAUUUGUGUUAUGAAGUGUCUUAUGAGAACUCAGGACUUUGCAUGAGUUAUGAAUACGGUGUGUUUUUAUAAGAACAGAAUGUCUUAUGAAGAGUUUCUUAUGAGAACUCAGGACUUUGAAUGGAAACACUGGUCUAUGUUUGAGGAGUUAUCUUGUAUUAUGGACAGUUUGCAUGAGAACUGUCGUUGUAUUAGGUUGAAAGAUUCUGUUUGUAUACAGUUUGACAUUUUAUUUGACAGUAUUAGUCCAUUUCUAUUGGGUAAGGAUUGCAAUCAAUUGUUGGUAGAGUUAUGUCUUAAGUCACUAAGUAAGGAGGACUGAAGUGUAAGUUUUACUUGGACAGGACUGGAGCUGCCUUCAUUUUAGUACAGUUAACUGUAAUGCCAUUGGUUGUCAACACUGCACAACCAAUCACAUGGUAUGAACAGUAAGCUUAUAGCGAGGUCACAGGAGCUCAAGUACUUACCUUUGCCUUGAUAGUCUCAAAAGCCCUAGAAUGUUCACUGUUUCUGUUACACUUAGACAUUACACCAGGAGAUGUCAACUCUAUAAAAUACCCCCCCCUUAAUUAAAACAAUUAUACUACCUAAUGACUGGAGUUGUUUACCUUGGACAGAUUCAUUAUAAAAUAUUCUGUUAUGCUUGUCCAUAGACUUAAAAUGCUUUAGUGAUUGUUCGUGAGAGUCUCUGGAUUGUAUUCAUUAGGGCAUACCAUAUUAAAACGUUUGGCAACGGAAAAAACUAAAUAAGCAUUUCUUAUUAGCCAAUUUCUACUCUUGGUUGCCCAGUGAAUAUGACUGAUCUGAUGCUGUUGGACUGUACAGCUGAUAUGUGUCUCCAUUACACAUCACCCUUACAGUAGACGGACAGACGCCUCACUACUGCCAAAUGCUGUGAUCUAUUACUUGACUGGCUCCGUUUGCGUGGAAUGAAUAAAUGCUACUUUCAGUACAA